Molecule: messenger RNA, 2849 nt
Organism: Notothenia coriiceps (black rockcod)
Lineage: Eukaryota; Metazoa; Chordata; Actinopteri; Perciformes; Nototheniidae
Product: protein HEG-like
Exons: 14
Coding region: 211-2085 (624 amino acids)
Source: RefSeq, a predicted model, not a curated record
ACAAGCAACGACACAACUACCAUUAUACCAAUUACAAGCAACGACACAACUACCAUUGCGGCGAUUACAAGCAACGACACAACUACCAUUAUACCAAUUACAAGCAACGACACAACUACCAUUAUACCAAUUACAAGCAACGACACAACUACCAUUAUACCAAUUACAAGCAACGACACAACUACCAUUGCGGCGAUUACAACCGGAGACAUGACUACAAAUCCGCCAAUCACAAGCAAUAACACAACUACAAACACGCCAAUUAUGAACAACGACACAACUACCAUUAUGCCAAUUACAAGCGACGACACUACUACCAAUAUGCCAAUUACAAGCAGUGACACAACUACAAUUAUGCCGAUUACAAUCAACGACACAACUACAAUUAUGCCGAUUACAAUCAACGACACAACUACCAUUGCGUCGAUUACAAUCAACGACACAACUGCAAUCACAAAGACUACACAGUCCAGCCACAGUACAACUUUCAUUACAACUACAACACAGCAGAGCAACAUCACAACAACUCCAGCAACCACACAAACAAGCAAAAGCACAGCAAGUACUCCUACAGAAGCUUCAGAAAGCUCGACAGCUGUGCUGACUACAGCAACACUAACAAACUCUACUAACACCUCUCCUGAGACUCCUGUGAUGACCACCACACUCUCACCCACCCCUUUCACCACAAACCCAAACCUAACAGCCGGACCCCAACCCUCUUCACCUACCUCCAUCACCACCUCCAGCUCUCUCCCUACUUCCCCAAGCAGUAGCACUGCAGCCCCCACUGGAAAUACUACCACCCUUAGUCCCUCAGCAACAAACCCAGGAGUGACGAUAUAUACCACUAUGACUCAAUCACCUGAACCAUCAGUUGGUGAUGCAUCAGCUUCAUCCACCACCCUCCCAACCCCCACCUCCACCAUCAGUACAGGCACCAUCAUCACUUACACCACCCUGCGACCAACAGAAGUCACUACCACUAACUCCACCACAGCAGCCCCACCCACCCCUCCAGUCAUAGUGUGUCCUUCCGUCCCAUGCCCACUUGAAAGCGUUUGUCUAAAUGGCACUUGUCAGUGUCUCUCUGGUAGCUUCCUGGUAAAUGGCCGCUGUGCACAAGCCCAAGUUUUCUCAGGCAAGCUUCAUCUCACCUCCUUGACAUUUAAAAAUGAAAUGAGCAACAGGUCCUCUGUAAUAUUCCACGAGACGGCGUCUCAGAUCUCAGCAACGCUCAGAAAUGCCCUGAAGAAUCAGCCGGGGUAUAAACAGUCUGAUGUUGUGCAGCUUAAACCAGGAAGUGUGCAGGCAAUUGUUAAUAACAUCUUUGAAAACACCAACACCACUCAAAAGUCUGUUGAUCAGGCCAUUCAAGAGGCUAUUAUAGCCAAUCCAGAAAAUACAUUAUUGGCUAAUGCUACGUUUAUAGGUACAAACCUGUGUGUGCAGGAACCCUUACCCUGUGAGGUCUCAACUACAAUGUGCACAAAUACAAACGGCCGGCCUCUGUGUUCCUGCAGAGAGGGCUACAUCUCUAUCCUGUACUCAAACAGCAGCUGUAAAGCGUGUCCAAGUGGGCAAAGGGCAGUGGGAGACACGUGUCAACCAUGUGCAUUUGGAUAUGCUGGCUUCAACUGCAACGACUCUGCUCUGCUGGCAGUGGUGGUCAUCUCCUGUGUACUGGGAGGAAUUCUCAUCAUCCUUUUGCUGGCUUUGCUCAUAUACUGCUUCCGCAUGCGAAGCUCAAAGAGCAAGCCAGACCUCAGUCGCAGUCCAUACUCAUCAGGGGACUUAAACCAUCCCUGGCCCACUGGCAUCACCCCCAUCCCCCGAGCCACCUCUAACUGGGAUGCCGCUACCCCCAUAGAGAUGACGGAUGGGGGCAGCGCUCGUGCCAAAAAGCAUCAAACCAAUGGAUUGGGGUUUCAUCCGAAGCAGAAAGGAUGGAAAAAGUCCGGAUCAUACGAUCUCAACCCAGAUGGAAUGAACACCUUCACAGGUAAAAAUCCCUCGCGUUACUCCUAUCUGGUUCAAGGACAUGAGAACCCCUACUUCUUACCAGGAGAAGGCUGUAAAAACUGAGGACAUCUGUGUGAAAAUGAGGAACACGGAUCAAAGAGAAGCCACUGAUUUAAACUCUGGGUAUACAGGACCAGGAAAAUGUAUCCGUUCUUGAACUUGCUUUGAGUAAGAACAAUUCUUUAUUGAUAAACAGCCACCAAAGAUUUUCCUUCAUAACAUUUUUAUUUGAGGUUUUGUGUUCUUUGGGAAAGCUGAAUGUUGCGACUUAUAACCAGUAGGUGUCACUGUUGCUCAGGGACAUUUUCUUCUGAAUCUGACUUUUUAAUAUUUAUAAGAAAUCCUCAUGUUGACUUUAUAAAUGAAGCUUCUUAUAUUGAUAAUUGCACUAGAGUGUAUGUUAAGUUUACGACCAAUGGUUAGCCUGGAAUGGAACGUACUUUAAAUACUGGGUUUAUUGACACUUUUCUGAUGUGUAUGAUGAUUUUUUAGACAAAUUAAUCUUGUAAGACUAAAGGGGCUGGAUCUCUUGUUCUGGGUAUUUUUAAAGGGAUUAUUUUAUCACCUCUUCAGCUAAAUUUUCUCUGUAUUUGUUUAAGCUGCAUUUGCAAAAUGUGCCUGUUUGAAUAGUCUGUUUGACACAGGAAAUAUGCAAAGCUGGUGAUAAAGUUUGUCUUAUGGAUGUGCCAACCGUCACUUUUAUACAUUUAGUUUGACAUUUCUUAAAUAUAUAUUUAUCCUUGUGUGUCUGAGACAGUGCGCUAUUUAAGUGUGUAAAGGCUAUGUAAAUAAUUGAAUAUCUUUGGCACAGAAUGAGUGUGUGUGCG